This is a messenger RNA of Hippocampus comes (tiger tail seahorse), 3774 nucleotides long. Its product is annotated as dynamin-1-like. Gene Ontology annotation, molecular function: microtubule binding; GTPase activity; GTP binding. The coding region runs from base 16 to 2712 and encodes 898 amino acids. The record is from RefSeq and is a predicted model, not a curated record. Gene Ontology annotation, biological process: synaptic vesicle budding from presynaptic endocytic zone membrane; receptor internalization. The transcript is spliced from 23 exons. NCBI's taxonomy places the organism in Eukaryota, Metazoa, Chordata, Actinopteri, Syngnathiformes, Syngnathidae. Gene Ontology annotation, cellular component: synapse; plasma membrane; microtubule.
AAAGAUACUGGCCGGAUGUGCAAAGGCGCGGGUUGGCGCGGGGAUGAGCUGAAGGUCAUUGCAUCUCAGCUCAGAGUCCGAACAGCCGUCGCGUUGCGUGACGACGACGACGAGGAGGAGGAGGAGGAGGAGGAGGGGGGGGGGGCUCGAGGAGGAGGAGAGGCAGCAGCAGCACGCAGGCAGGCACGCAGGAGGCGUCCGGACGACAAGAUGGGCAACCGCGGCAUGGAAGACUUGAUCCCACUGGUCAACCGGCUGCAGGACGCGUUCGCGGCCAUCGGCCAGAACGCCAGUUUGGACCUCCCUCAGAUCGCCGUGGUGGGCGGCCAGAGCGCUGGCAAGAGUUCCGUUCUGGAGAAUUUCGUGGGCAAAGAUUUCCUCCCGCGCGGGUCUGGCAUUGUCACUCGGCGCCCCCUAGUGCUGCAACUCAUCAACUGCCCAACAGAAUAUGCCGAAUUCCUGCACUGCAAAGGAAAAAAGUUCACGGACUUCGAGGAAGUUCGUCAGGAAAUCGAAGCGGAAACGGAUCGAGUGACGGGACAAAACAAAGGAAUCAGUCCGGUUCCCAUCAACCUACGGGUCUUCUCGCCCAACGUGUUGAACCUGACGCUGGUCGAUCUUCCCGGGAUGACCAAGGUCCCGGUGGGCGACCAGCCGGCGGACAUCGAGCAGCAGAUUCGAGACAUGCUCAUGCAGUUUGUCACCAAGGACAACUGCCUCCUAUUGGCCGUUUCUCCCGCCAACUCCGACCUCGCCAACUCCGACGCGCUUAAGGUGGCCAAGGAGGUGGACCCCCAAGGUCUCCGAACCAUCGGUGUGAUCACCAAACUCGACCUGAUGGACGAAGGAACCGAUGCCAGAGACAUCCUGGAGAACAAACUGCUGCCGCUUCGCAGAGGUUACGUCGGCGUGGUCAACCGCAGUCAGAAAGACAUUGACGGCCGGAAGGACAUCACGGCGGCGUUGCAGGCCGAGAGGAAGUUCUUCCUGUCCCACGCGUCCUACCGACACCUGGCCGAGCGCAUGGGAACCGCCUACCUGCAGAAGGUUCUCAACCAGCAACUAACCAAUCACAUCCGAGACACGCUGCCCGCCUUACGCAGCAAACUUCAGAAGCAGCUGCUGGACAUCGAGAAGGAAGUCGCGGAGUACAAGAACUUCAAUCCGGACGAUCCCUCUCGCAAAACCAAAGCCUUGCUGCAGAUGGUGCAGCAGUUUGCGGUGGACUUUGAGAAGCGAAUCGAAGGUUGCGGGGAUCAGGUGGACACCAGCGAGCUCUCGGGAGGAGCCAAGAUCAAUCGCAUCUUUCACGAGCGCUUCCCCUUUGAGCUCGUCAAAUUGGAGAGUGAUGAGAAGACUCUCCGCAAAGAGAUCAGCUAUGCCAUCAAGAACAUUCACGGCAUCAGGACAGGUCUGUUCACACCCGACAUGGCCUUUGAGACCAUCGUCAAGCGUCAGAUGAGCCAAAUUAAAGAACCUUGUCAUAAGUGCAUCGACUUGGUCAUCAACGAGCUCGUCAACACUGUCAGACUUUGCGCCCUCAAGUUGGCCCAGUACCCGUUGCUGCGAGAAGAGAUGGAAAGAAUCGUCACUCAGCACAUCCGAGACAGAGAAAGUCGCACAAAAGAGCAGGUCCUGCUGCUGGUGGACAUUGAGUUGGCAUACAUCAACACAAACCACGAAGACUUCAUUGGUUUUGCAAAUGCUCAGCAGAAGAGCAGUCAGAUGAGCAAGAAGAAGGCGAGCGGCAAUCAGGAUGAAAUCAUGGUGAUCCGCAAAGGCUGGCUGACCAUCAAUAACAUCGGCAUCAUGAAGGGCGGAGCCAAAGAGUACUGGUUUGUUUUGACCGCAGAGAAUUUGUCCUGGUACAAAGACGACGAGGAGAAGGACAAGAAGUACAUGCUGACAGUUGAUCACUUGAAACUCAAAGACAUCGAGAAGAGUUUCAUGUCCAGCAAGCACAUUUUUGCUCUCUUCAACACUGAGCACAGGAACGUGUACAAGGAUUACCGUCAGCUGGAGUUGGCCAGUGAGUCUCAGGAGGAGGUGGACAGUUGGAAGGCGUCUUUCCUACGCGCGGGAGUGUACCCCGAACGCAGCGUGGAUAAAGAAAAGGUGGAGGCGGAGGACUCCAGCGGCGACGGGCAAAUCCACAGCGUGGAUCCUCAGCUGGAGAGGCAGGUGGAGAUCGUUCGGAGCCUGGUGGACUCUUACCUGUCAAUCAUCCAUCGCACCAUCAGGGACCUCGUCCCCAAGACCAUCAUGCACCUUAUGGUCAACAAUACCAAGGACUUCAUCCACGCCGACCUGCUGGCUCAGCUUUACUCGUGUACCGACCAAAAUACUCUGAUGGAGGAAUCCCAGGAGCAGGCUCAGCGCCGCGACGACAUGUUGAGGAUGUACCACGCUUUGCGAGAAGGACUCAACAUCAUCGGCGACAUCAGCACGUCCACCGUCACCACCUCCAUGCCGCCGCCCGUGGAUGACUCGUGGCUGCAGGUGACGGGGAUGCCGUCAGGCCGCAGGUCCCCGAUGUCCAGUCCGACGCCGCAACGCCGAGCCCCGCCCGGCCCCCUUCGCCCAGGGGCCCGCGCGCCACCCGGCCCCCCCUCUCGUCCGGCUGUGUCACCUGACCCCGGACCGUCCGUACCGUCUCGUCCCAACAGAGCGCCGCCGCCUGGAGUUCCCAGAAUCUCCAUCAGUGAUCAGUGAGGAUCCACCGGCGAGAUCUCGGUCCAGCCUGCGACCCCGCCCUCGACUGAUGACCUGCGGUCCACGCAUCCCCGCCCACUCGUAUGAGGUUUUGUGUCACUGUGUUGUAGUUUGGUGACAGCGACGUCAUAUUAUCACGUGAGUGUUCCCAUUUGGAUUUUUUUUUUCUUUUUGUGUACGUAAGUCAAAAGAUUGAAAGAAAAGGGCCAGCAGAAGGUCCAACUUGGCUCGCUAUUUGGCGAGCCGAGUAACUUAACGAGCUAGAUAAGUAGAAUUAGUCAAUUUUUUUUUUUUUUUCCUCUUGAGUCAAGAUGAGAAAAUGUUCAUCUUUACAAUGUAAAGUUUGGCUUUUGUUUGGAAUGAAGGAUUAUUCGUUCAUCCGAAUUUAUGGUGUGAUUUAUUUAUAUGCUUAAGUUAUUUCUGAUCAAGGUAGCAGUUUAGUCACCAACAUAUUUAAUAAAGAAGCACACAGAGACGUAAUGCAGAGAGUUUGCAUAUAUUCCUUUUUUUUUUAAUUUAAUUUUUUUUAAGCUUCUGCCAAACUCAAGUUCAGUAAAGCCAUUAAUGAUGAAUCAAUAUCAUAAACUGAUUUCAAAGACUUUCUAUGUACAGUAGAUGUAUGCACUAUAUUCUGAAAUUGUCUAUCCAAAAGCACGUGGGCGAUGAUGUUGAUGAUGAUGAUGAUGACGCCAGAGAUUCGACAGACGACAGACACAUUUUAUCAAUGAAAACGGAUCGCUAUGUAGAAUUACUGUCUUUGACUGUAGUACGUUUGUCAUUUAAUGUUAUUCAUGCAGCAAUGCAUCAGCAUGCACUUGACGUGUUUGUAGCUGUGACAUGUCGUGUUACGUCGUAAAGUGACGUCAGAGUGCACUUCGUAACCAGUCGCGUGUUCAAGUGUGUAAUUCCGAUUCAAUGGUGACACCUCAAGUAGCGCGCGUGUGUGUGUGUGUGUGUGUGUGUGUGUGUGUGUGUGUGUCGUGGGGGGGGGGUAAUUAUGCAGUCGGGUGAUUGUCACGUGACCCCCACAAAAUGAGUACAUUAUUAAAAGAUUAAAUCCUG